Anguilla rostrata (American eel) is the source of this 1149-nucleotide messenger RNA. RefSeq lists its product as uncharacterized. Gene Ontology annotation, molecular function: signaling receptor activity. Bases 347 to 1006 code for a protein of 219 amino acids. Gene Ontology annotation, cellular component: membrane. The transcript has 5 exons. Lineage: Eukaryota; Metazoa; Chordata; Actinopteri; Anguilliformes; Anguillidae. Gene Ontology annotation, biological process: adaptive immune response. The record is from RefSeq and is a predicted model, not a curated record.
GUAGGUUUUUGUGAAGACCUUGUGGGGUUUUUGUUUGUUUUAGUUUGUGUUUUAGAUUAAUAAAUGUUUUUUGUUUUUAGAUCAGUUUCUGUCUGGUUUUUGGUGAUUUGGACUUGGUGUUUAAUGUUUGUUACGGCCCUUUGAGCCAGCCGUAACAGUGCUGAACGAGUCCCGAUUGGUAGAGACGGGAAGAUUUGACUAACGUGAAACCGAAAGUAACUAAAUCACGAACAAGCAGUUCGUUUUACACAGCAACACGGAAAGGACUUGGCUGUUCAUUUAUUUAAAUUCACUUGCAUUAAGGUUCAGUUAGACGUACUGCCUCAGUGCUGAAAGUACCACAGGGAUGGAGACUUCUGUGCACUGUCUCUUCCUUUUGGUCUUCGCCUCCUGCUCUACCUGGUCGACUGCAGUAAAGAGCAAACAACGGUUUCGGUGGCUGAACAGUGGGGAUUCCUUGACUAUGCAAUGCUCCACCACUGAAACAGACUACGAAGGAGUUUAUUUAGUCCAGGGUCUCGAUGAGGAUGAAGAAAUAUUUUUCCUGUUUCGGGAAUCCAUGAAACUGACGCCAAGGGAAGGGUACGAAAGCAGACUGCGGACAGAAGGAGAGCUGAACAACCUCAAGAUCACACUUGCCAACAUGACUGAGGAUGACUCCAGUGUUUACUGGUGCAAGUACAGACGCAGGGAUGACGAAACCGGCAGAACGGAAAGAUUUGGGGGCAACGGCUCCAUCAUGGUUGUGGUGAACGGCAGGCCGUGCCCAAAGGUAGAAGAGACAGUACUGCCAUCCAACCUGGUGAUUGUCAGCGCCAUCUCUGCUGGCUUGUUUUUGCUCUGCCUCACAGUCCUGCUCAUCUGGCUGGUACCCAGGAUGAAGAAGUCCAUGGGUAAGAGGCACGGGCAUGCAAGGCGCAGCGAUUCGGUCUACAAGGACAUGCGCAAGAGCAACGCAUCUCACAGAGCUCACCAGCCCCCCUAUCAAACCAACCAGUAUCCCUGAAAAUAUUUUUUGAAGGAAAAUCAAAUGUUCCUCUUAGUUGGACCCGGGCCUGUCAUUGUUCAUGACACUUAUUUUAAUGGCGAGCCAUGUCAUCUCUCAAUAAUAUUCUGUAGUACUGUGUAUAAAUUCUGACCAUAGUGUCU